AUGUGCCUUGGAGCAGGGGGUUUAGGUGGAGGAACGCUUGGAGCAGGAGGAGUUGGAACUGGCACAGGUCAGGGAGCUGGAGGGCUUGGAGUUGGACCAGGAUACAUACCUGGAGGUGGUUAUGGAGGUUAUGGACCAGGUGGUGCUGGUCAAUACCCAGGAACUGGUGGAACUGGUCCCAAACCUCCUAAAACAGGUGGGGCGGGAAUAUCACUUGGAGGAACUGGUUAUGGACCUGGUGGUGCGAGAUUUGGUCCUGGCGGUGCUGGAUUUGGGCCUGGUGGUGCCGGAUUUGGGCCUGGUGGUGCAGGGGUUGGCCCUGGAGGUGCCGGAUUUGGGCCUACUGGUGCCAGAUUUGGACCUGGUGGUGCAGGGGUUGGGCCUGGUGGUACAGGGUUUGGGCCUGGAGGAACAGGAGUUGGGCCUAGUGGAACAGGAUUUGGACCUGCUGGUGCUGGAGUUGGGCCUAGUGGAACAGGAUUUGGACUUGGUGGUGCAGGAGUUGGGCCUAGUGGAACAGGAUUAGGGCCUGGUGGUGCAGGGAUUGGGCCUGGAGGAACAGGAUUUGGGCCUGGUGGUGCAGGAGUUGGGCCUAGUGGAACAGGAUUUGGACCUGGUGGUGCAGGAGUUGGGCCCGGAGGAACAGGAUUUGGACCUGGUGGUGCAGGAGUCGGGCCUGGAGGAGCAGGGGGAGUUGGGCCGGGUGGAGUUGCCACGCCAGGAGGAGUGCUGCCACAGACUGGUACCACUGGGGGAGGAACUGGAAGAAAGAGUAGCGCUAAAGCAUCAAAACAAGUUCCAGGAGUUGGGAUACCUGGACUCUAUCAAGGUGGAUUUGUACCAGGUCAAGGUUUUGGUGGCCGUGGUGUUCUCCCUGGUGUGGCCACAGGAGCUGGACUUGGGCCUCAGACUGGAUCUGGAGUUCUCGGCCAGGGAGGAGUUGGACCAGGAGGAGCAGUCAAUGGUCGUGGACAGCAGCUGCCUGGCGUUUUCCGUGGUUACCCUCUUAUAUCACCAAAAUCAGGGACAGGCAAAUCGAAGAAGAAUCCAGCCAAAGCUGCAGCUAAAUACGGUAAAGAUACUUGCAUGCAGGUGUUCCUCUGUACUGCCAUUUUUGUUAGCUCACCUCUUAUUUUCUUCAAUCAGGUGGAGCUGGGGCUGCAGGAGGUGCACUUGGUCAAGGAGGUGCUUUGGGGGUUGGGGGAACAGGAGGAACUGGGAUCUCACCUGGAUUAG
This is a messenger RNA of Scatophagus argus, 1236 nucleotides long. RefSeq names its product glycine-rich cell wall structural protein 1-like. The transcript has 10 exons. The coding region runs from base 1 to 1236 and encodes 411 amino acids. NCBI's taxonomy places the organism in Eukaryota, Metazoa, Chordata, Actinopteri, Scatophagidae. The record is from RefSeq and is a predicted model, not a curated record.